UAGCUUUUAUUCUUUUCUCUCAUCAUUUCCUUGGAAUGCCAAACGUUAGUGGUCUACUUGGAAAAAAAAAAAAAAAAAAACAUUUCACGCACCUAACAGUAGUUGCUGCAGAUAUUAAUGCCAGUCUUGCUUCACAGUACCACAGCAACAACCCCCUCCCUUUCUUCGCUGUUGUAUGUUUCAGAAAAAAUUAAAUUUCCUUUUAGAAUUUACAUUAUUGUUUAUCGCAAAGGCUUAUUUUUAAUUAUCACUUGCAACAUAGAUAUUAUUGUACUUUUGAUUCUAGUAGGUGAAUGACCAAUGUGUAUAUUUAUAGAAAUACGCAGUCUUUCGCGUCAUUGACGAAUUUUACGUGGGAAGAUUUCGCUCUAGCUAACCAUUUUGGUACACACUGAAGCUGUUUAGUGUUAAUCUUCGAUAAGCAUAUUGUUAAGGUACCUGUUUCUGAUCAUAAAAUUUUAUAGAAUGGUUACUAGUCUCCAAACAGGAGAGAACGGCCAGCCGUUCAGUAGUUAUCUUAACGGUCCACCACGGAAUCACUUACGUAGUAGUAUGAAAGCUGUUCGCAGCCAAACCAUCGAUUUAGGUGAAGAAAGUAGAUAUUUUGAUGAUGAAGAUGAUGAUAACGAAUCGGAUGUCUCAAAUAAUUUGUGUCAGGCAGCAGGCAGUAGUUACCGACCUACAAGCUCGAACUCAUGUGAAGCUCUUAAACAUGCCGUUUCUGCUCUCACUCGUCUUGAUGACUUCAUUUGUGAAAAAAUUGGAAGAGGCUUCUUUUCAGAAGUUUACAAGGUGGCUCAUAGAACAACUGGUAAGGUGAUGGUGUUGAAAAUGAACACCUGUUCAAGCAAUCGUCCAAAUAUGUUGAGGGAAGUACAGCUGAUGAAUAGACUUUCUCAUCCUAACAUACUCCGGUUUAUGGGUGUGUGUGUUCACGAGGGUCAGCUCCAUGCUUUAACAGAGUACAUUAAUGGAGGAGCUCUAUACCAAGUGUUGGCAAACAAAGAAAUAGAACUACCAUGGAAAACACGUAUAGAUUUGGCGCUGGACAUUUCUAAUGGCAUGCGUUAUUUUCACACGAGAGGGGUUUUCCACCGAGAUUUAACAUCAAAGAAUAUUCUUAUUAAGAUUGAUGAUGAUGAUGUCUACACUGCUAUAGUUGCUGAUUUUGGCUUGGCUGCCAAAAUACCUGAUCCUUUAGAAGAUAUUCAUCUGUCUAUUGUUGGCUCUCCAUAUUGGAUGGCUCCAGAAGUUUUAAAAGGCAAAAAGUAUGAUGAAAAGGCUGAUAUUUUUUCAUUUGGAAUAAUCCUUUGUGAAAUAACAGCCAGAAUAGAUGCAGAUCCUGAUAUUUUACCAAGGACUGAGAACUUUGGUCUAGAUUACAUUGCAUUCAGUGAAAUGGUUGAAUAUUGUCCAUUAGAUUUCUUACACUUGGCAUUCAGAUGUUGUCAGAUUGAUCCUCUGAAACGACCAACAUUUGCUAACAACGUAGAAUGUUUGCUGCAGAUGCGACAUUUUCUAAAUAAUCCUGGGAAUCCUGGAAAAGAUAACAAAAAUUCUAAAACAUCUUGCAAGAGAUCUCGAUCAGAAGACAAUAUCUUAGAUUCUUGCAAUUGGUCUUCAAUGGAUGAUGAUCCUACAAUGACUGCUAAAGUCAUUGGUCAAACUAUGAGUGAAGCUGAUCCAUUUUACAUCCCUGCUCGUUCAAACCCAUUUACUAUGUUAAACAAAUUUUGUGAUGGUAAGAAAGUUCUAGGAGUUCACAGAGACAUGAAUUUAUCAUUUGACCUGCCAUCACCAUCUUCACCGUUCACACCUCCCUGUACACCAAUAACUCCAGACUGUUAUCCUCGCAACAAACGUCCAUUAGCAAGACGCAAGUGUCAGUCAUUGCCUGGAUCUCCAGUGCUUCUUCGUCAGGCCGCAGAACGUUUUCAUCAAGAGUCCAUACAUGGAAGCACAUCUCAACAACGUAACAUUGACUUUCCUUUAGACAUUUUAUCCAAUCUGGGUGAGUUUUUUUGUAAUACACAUAUGAAUCGCUUUACUGCCAACAAAGAUGUACAGGUCUCAGAUCAUUCUAUAAAAGAGAACAAUGCCAAAUCUAAUAAUCCAACAGAAAGUCCACAGAGCAGGGUUGCAUCGCGAAGAAAAGCUUUCCGGUCAAAGCAACACAGUGUUGAGAGUUCAUUGCUUUUUACUAGUUUGUGUAAUGAAAAAACUGCACCAGCAACUGUAUCGCUCGAUAGAGCAGAUCAUAAAUCCUCACUUUAUUCUCCUGACAGUUUUGAAGAUAUCAGUCCAUUUCUUUCUCCAGAAGAUUCCUUUGACACAUGUAUUUCUCCUUCAGACUCCUUUUCUAAUUUGACUGAAUCAAAGACAAGUGAUACGUCACCUCUUUGCCGUCAUGAGUAUCUGUAUAAUACUAGCCAAAGUAGCACAGAAUCAACAAGUUCUGUUAUAACAUUAAAAGAAAACACUUCCUACAGAGCCAUGAAUGUUACAACACCUGGUAAAUAGCACCAAGGUCUAUUUUCAGUUUUUGUUUCUGUUAUUGUUGCCAUUGUUAACAAAACACAAAGUUAGCAGGGGCUAUUUUUCUUUUCCUUUAUAAAAUAUAUUUAAAUUAAUAACUGUUAAAAUCUGAAGAAAUAUUUGAAAUAAUAAUUAUGGUUGAGAUUACAAUUAUUGCCAUCAUUAUUAUUAUUAUUCUAAGAAGUCAUUUUUUUACUUCAUUAUUUUACUACUUGUUAUAUUUUUUAAAAAUCUCUUUUUUGGUUUAAAAUAUAUUAUGACGUUUCUUGUUAUAAAAUAUCAUGUUAAAAAAAAUUAUAUAUAUAUAUAUAUAUUGGUGAAUUUUGGCCAUGUCAUGAAUAAACUUCUCAUUAGCUGUAUAGAUAGCGGCACUUAGAUAUUUUGAUUAAAUUCUCUUUGGUCUUUUUACACUAAUAACUUGAGGUAUCUACUCAAAGUUUCAACAGAAUAAUAAACGAAAUUCUAUUGUUUUAUUACCAUAAUACAAAUAGUAUUCUGAAUAUAAAGCAGAUAAAUUUUUAAAUUAUUUUUUACCUUUUUAUUUUAUUUUGGAUGUUUUGGAAUAUCAAACACUGUAAUUGUAUUAUUUAAAUUCUACAAAGUGAUUUUAUGUAGGAAUUGCUUAGAAUUACAAUAAAGGCAGUUUAUUGAAUAAUUAAGAACAAUUUCUACUGUU
This is a messenger RNA of Octopus sinensis (East Asian common octopus), 3211 nucleotides long. Its product is annotated as dual specificity testis-specific protein kinase 2. Bases 466 to 2520 code for a protein of 684 amino acids. Gene Ontology annotation, biological process: protein phosphorylation; actin cytoskeleton organization. NCBI's taxonomy places the organism in Eukaryota, Metazoa, Mollusca, Cephalopoda, Octopoda, Octopodidae. Gene Ontology annotation, cellular component: cytoplasm; nucleus. The record is from RefSeq and is a predicted model, not a curated record. The transcript has 11 exons. Gene Ontology annotation, molecular function: protein serine/threonine kinase activity; ATP binding.